GUGGAUCAAAAGCUUUCAUCAAAGUUGUCCUAAAACCUUCUUCUUAGGACAACUUUGAACUUUUUUGAUCCACUUCAAAUGUUGACUACUGUACAUAAGAUGCCAAUUUUGUGUAGAUUCCUGGAUGCCCUAUUAUGUAGCCAAGUUGUGCAGGGCAUACUACUAUAAUAUUACAUUACAACAUGAAAUGAAUCCUUGAAUACUCGAUUCUGAUUGGCUGGAAGGUGUGCAUUAAAACUGUUUAACUGUGUUUAAUGCACAGGUAGUUCCAAGUCAGUUUAAUCACUGUUCUAUUGACCUUAUAUAGCUAAAUGAACCUUGAUCACCUUGUUAAAACAUUAUUUGAUCAGACUGCCAAACGUUCUGACGUUUUCACGCAAAUGCUUUUAUCCAAAGUGACUUAAAAGGAACCUGUCCUAUAAUAUAUUUUUCAUAUUAUAGGACAGGAUGGAUUUUCUUAAGUAAAUGUAUUGAACAAAUUAUAUGGGAAAGUUUAAAUAGAAGUUGAAUUGAAUUCCAAUUUUUAUUUAAUAUACAGUACCAUUAACACAUGUAUGGAAAGUAUUUUCAUUAUAUAGACUUCUGUAUUCCAAGAAUAGUGAAGUUUGAUCUGCAUACACAGUCAGUGUUCUGACAGACAUUGCCUAAUUACAUCAUUUAGAUUUCAUCAUGGCUUAUGAAGUCCUGAAACAGCCGGUCAGAUCCAGCAACUGCAGGUUAAUGUCCAAACACUCUCUCCCAUCUGUAUUUAUUACAUUUAAUCAGAUUUAUUUCAUAAGACAACAAGUUAAUAAGACACUUGUUGUCAGAAACGUCAGUCAGCAGUGACUAAUACACCUUGAGAUUUGUAGUAACUUCAGAGACUCUGGACUAGUUCCACAUCUCAUCCAAAGGAUAGUGUCUUUUAACACCCCCUGCUGGCUGAACGAACGAAUAGGUUAUAAGUACAGCUGAACACAUCGUUAAAACAUAAGGAUGGUUUAGCUGCCUGUAGCUAGCCUUUUUUGAUAGAUUUAAUGGAUCAUUCCGACAGUUUGGUGGAUUUUGGACUGAGAAGUUUUGUUGAAAACAUUUUUAAACUCAACUAUUUUUCACAUUUACAUUGAUGUCACUUCUAGCAAGUCAUGUGAUUUUGGCAUGCUCUUAAGAUUUUAAAGGGCAAGUAGCACCAAUAUAAAAGGCCGGACUGGAGUCUGAGGGACAUAAACUAAUUGAAUGGUUUUAAACAUUAACAUUUUUUUUAUUAUAUAUCAAAGAGAAUAAGUAAAUGUAUAUACAAAUACUCAAACUCUUAGUUUAAAAAUAUAUAUGUAACCCUUAUUUCAAAGUAAAGUUAAGAAAACAUGAUUGGGGGACAUUUGCCCGUAAAGUCCCUCAAAAAGUUGAAGUUUGUGUCUCUUUAAGAUCGCAGUGCCUCAGUUCAAGUGGCACAUGAACCGCCAACUUAGCGAUUUUGUCACUAGAUUUAGUGACUUCCUUGCCCCUUUUAAGACUUUUUUCAAAAGUUUAGGGACAAAUCUAGCAAUUUCUUGGACAAACCUUAUCUAGAUUCUUAUUUUGCCCACUGAUCUAUAUUUAUAUUUAUAUAGAUCAAUGAAUUUGCCAUUGUGAUGUCAUCUAGUGACAUUUAGCUACCAGAUUUAGCUAUAGUACUUUUAAUUAAAAGCAGUUGGCAACACUGUGAACCGAUCAUCUCUUCCUACUAGCUAUAACAUGUAAUAAACAUGAAUGAACAUCAGAAGGUAUGUUGUUUAAACUGCGGAAAGACGUCAAUACAGAUCAUUUUCAAGUUCAAGUCCACUGACGUUAAUCUAAGGCUGAAUCCCAAAUGGCACACUUCUAUGCACUUUCGGUCUUGUGGACUUACAAUGGCUGCUGCGUGUGCGUGUCUGUUAAAUCAACAAGACCGUAGGGUGUCCCAUUCAUCAUUUUAGGUUUCAGAAGGGUGCUCACGAGCACCCCCUUUGCGGCCGUAUGUUCAGUUGAACCCGCAAGUUUGCGAGGCUACGCAGAGGACUUUACCUGGCAGUCAAAGUGGCAUUACGUCACGAAAGGUCUUACGGGUGUGGAACGACAUGAGGGUGAGUAAUUAAUGACAGAAUUUUCAUUUUUUGGGUGAACUAACACUUUAAAGUUGAUUAACAUUUUAUGUAAAAUAUGCAGUAGCCUAUUGUUUCAUGGGGACAUAAAAUCCACCAAAUAUUUUAACAUAGAAAUUCAGAGAGAUAAGUCAUUCUAAACAUUAUAGAUUAUUUCUGUUUACAUUCUGCCUUGGAUGGUUGGAGAAGUAGGUUAUCUAGCAGCAACUUUAUCAAUGUUAUCAAUGGUCUUAUGUCAGAGUUGCUACAUGUUCACACAGAUCUGUUAUUUGGAAUAACAAGAAUUUUUUCAGACCGAAUUAUUAGGGGAUUCCUAUUUGCAGAAUGUUUUGAAUUUGGUGAAAAAACGUACAACAAUUGCUGGCUGGACAAAUUAGAAAAAUUAGAAAGUGAUCAUAUAAGCAAACUAAAUUUAGAAAAUGGUGACAUAUUAACAUUGCAUAAAGACAUCAAUGGGAGAUUUGACUUCCUUGGUCAGUUGCAAGAACAAUUUUUUUUUUUUUUUUUUUUUUUUUUUAGAUAUUUGCAGAUUAGGGAUUAUGUAAGGAAGCAUUCGCCCUAUUUUAAUGAGGCUAAUCCUGCUUGAUGAUCUCUUGGGUCUUGGAUGUGGGGUCCGUCACUUGACAUCUCUACUGUAUAACUCACUAUUAUCUACAAAUUUACCUUCUACAGAGCAAGAAGUUGGGGAGGAGAUAUGUGCCGAGCUCUGGACUAGUGCACUAGAACAUUCAUAAAUAUUCUGUUAAUUUAAUUUAAGUUCAUCCUUUGACUCCACUAUGUGAUAAAUGUGAUAUUUGUGAUAAAUGUCAGAUUGAUGAAGUCACUCUCUUGCAUGUUAUGUUCUCCGUUUUAAGUUAAUUCGAUUCUGGACUGAUAUAUUUGAAAUUCUGUCAGAUAUUUUACAUAGUGUAUUAGAGCUUGAUCCAUUUCUGGUGAUAUUUUCGUGAUUUUUUGGAUAAACUCACGUCAAUUCAAAAAGAUCAACAACAGUUGCUGUCCCAUGGACUUAUUGCUGCAAAGAAACCUAUUCUAAGUUUUUGGAAAAAGACAGAAUUCCCAUCUGUUAAACUUUGGUUGGAAGAAAUGGUUAAGAUACUAAUUCAUUACUUUUUGUUAAACAAAUCAGAUCAUUUCGAUUAGAUUUGGUUUCCCCUUCUCCAUUAUCUUGAUAGCACAGGUUGAGUAAUUAUGAGGCAUUGACCGCCUCAUUAGUGUGGCAUGACUUGAUCCCUAGGGUGGAGAGGGAAGGAGGAGGGGAUUAUCGGUUUUGUUUUGUGUGUGCUGUUUUCAUUUAGUUUUUCAUUCUUCUUUCUUUUACAGAUAUAGGCUUAUUAUGUUGAACUUUAUUCUUGUACAUACAGGCAUUGUAUUAAGCAGUAGCUAAGUAUUGAAUGAAUGUCUAUUUAUUUGACAAAUGCUGACAAAUACAUCUAACCAACUUCAUUUGCAAUAAAGACAGCAAACACUGUGAUCAUCACCACGGGAAGAGUGUCUGUCUGAUUUUCAGCUUCUCUCCUGAUUUCAAGGGGGAAAUCUCACCGAUCGGUAUAUUCGUUUGAAAUGCCAAGCAACUUGACUUGAAAUUAGAAGAGAGUCAGCAGCUGUGGUCAUUCUCUAGCAGUAUUUGUUGCAGAUGAACAAGAGACUGUGUGAACUUUAUGCUGGUGUCACUAGCAUUCCACUAUGCUGGCGAAAGUAAACAUACAGCGCUCUGAGUCAGAAUGGAAGUUAUGUGACGUCGUGAAAAGGGCCUAUUUACGUUAACAAUUAACCCUGGGUAUCCAUAAGCUGAUGUUUCACACUUUACAUUCCUAAACCCUGGGUUAAUGUCUUUAUUUGCAUAUUUGUGGUGUCAGUGUUGACUGAUUGGACGAACACAGCACAAGACCUGUUUAUAGGGCUGGGAAAAUAUAUUGAUGCAUUGCAAUUCGUGGAUCGUUUCUGAUAUUUUCCAAAUGCAUCCCAAAUUGAUUCUGAGCUUAGUUUUUAACAGCAGAUGGUGCUUUAGGCUAUUUUUAACCGCACACUCAAAUGCUCAUGAAGAAGAGUGCUGAAGAGUCUGAGAAUGUACUUGCACCUCAGAAUGCUUUAAUGACGUGAGAUUAAUGUAAACAGCCCACAGCAAACACCCUUGUAAUCUGCUUCAACAUUUUUGAAGUUUAUGAAUGAUUAUUUUAUAGAAGGUUUAAGUGAUGUAAGGAAUUGGAAGGAUGCAGAGUACGUCUGUUUCUAAAGCACGCAGUGGCAUCUGCUGUUGAAAACUAUGCUCAGAAUCGAAUCGAGAGAGAAUCGCGACACAUAUGGAAAAUAUCAGAAUCGAUCCAAAAUCAUUUCUCGAUCAAAUCAAUCAGUUCUCAUCUCUCGGCACUAAUCCUGCUCUGGAGUGAUAACAAGUAUAAGACUAAAAGCACAGGAGACAAACAAAACAAUGUCAAAUACUUAUAACAAACUAGAUAUAAACUAGCACCAUCCAUUCCACAAAUCGGACAGUAAUGGCAGUUUUGACAUAGUUAGGUCGAGCUGGGUGAUGUUGGGAAUGGAGGAGAUGAGUAACACAAUCAUACGUGGACUAGUUUCUGAGCAACUGAAUCAUAUCUCAGGAAAUGAUAUUGCUAGUAUCAAAGGUACUUUUAAUCAACAGUUUAUGGUGGAUAAUGUCAAAGAUGGAUUACACAUCUCUGAUAACCAGGAAUGAUACUCUAUAAUCGAACACAAAUGUGAACAAUGUGUUUUCCCAAGGAUUCAAACACAGGCCCAGUGGAAAACUACACAACUUUUGGACAUAAAAUAUAAGUGCACUUCUUUUGAGCAGAGGACAAGGGAGCUUCCCUUACAUGAAUGGCAAUAUCCCAAAAAGCACUAAAAUAUGGGUAUCUGGGACACUGUGAGCCGGGAGACUGUAGUGUCUACUGUGAGUUUUUAAAAGCUUAAAUGGGAGCUAUAAGUAAAUUAAGCUCAUGAACAGCUGUUGAAAUUUGGUAUUCUGGAAGUUUGGACUUGGAAACUAUAUUUGAUACAUCACGACUUAACAAAAAGACUGGAGUAGAUACACAUAACAGGUGGGACAGGCCAAGAUGAGAUCUUUCGAGCUCUCAGCAUCUAGGAUAAACUUGGCUUUGAGAGAACUAUAAUUUUGAGCAAAAGUGUACAACAUUUCGGUAUCCAGUAGUUUUGUGUGAUAUCAUGAAUUCAAAAUGCCCAAGUCUGCACAAAAACAGCCCAGGGCUGCUAGCAAAGCACUGAGCAGUGAUAGUCAGAUGAGAUUGUUACCAAAUUUGCCAAUUUUAUUAAAGCAGAAUCCAUGCCCUAGAAGUGAUAGGUAAAGCUACACAUGCAGAAAUUAAGGACCUGAAAGAAAAGACUGACUGCACUGAAAGAUGGGUAGAGAUAUGAGAACAAUCCACCCUGACUGACAUGUGACAUGGAUCCUGAAACUUCACGGCAUCCCAGAAGUGGAGAACAAUAACGUUCGCAAGGAAAUGAAUCUGUCAAGAAGUGUUACUGCAAGAAAAGAAAUCAGCUGCCAGAUGUGAUUGAUGUUGUGCACAUUUAGGCACCAAGUGCCUGAACGCGCCAAGACCUCAAGUUUUCACCAUCAAGAGAUUCAGGAAAGCAGUGUGGAAGGCUGCUAAAAACAACCCAGUUCAUGGUUUGCACUUUGAUGAAAACUUAAACGAGGACAGAAACAAAAAUGGUCACAUUUAGUUCUGUUUUUGGUUCAUAUGUUUACGUUCACACUGUCAGUCCAAAUCCGAUUAUUUGUGUAUAUCCAAUUGGAAUCUGAUCUAAAAUUAUUGAUGCCCACAUUGUGUAUCACAACUGUUCAGAUCCGGUUUGUGUGUCCAAAUGGAACAACAAGGACAUCUUAUAUAAACACAUAUUGUUUUGAUAAUGGUGUUAUAUUGGUGGAUCAAUUAUUUAAUUUAAAUGGCUUUCUUUGCACUUCUAUGCAACAUUUUUCCCCCCUGAAAUUUGUAUGUUGUUUAGACACCAAACAUUCAACAAUGGUCCAUUCAUAAUUUGAUAAGUUCUUAAAGAGAUAGUUCACCCAACUGAAAAUUAUCCCAUGAUUUACUCACCCUCAAGCCAUAUCUUCUUUCAGACAAAUACAAUCGGAGAUAUAUUUAAAAAUAUCCUGGCUCUCUAAAGAUUUAUAAUGGUAGUGAAUGGGGGCCUGUUUUGAAGCCCAAAAUAAAUGCAUCCACCCAUAAUGUAAUUAAAAAAAAAAAAAAAGCAUCCAUCCAUAAUAAAAAUAAUCCAUACGGCUCCCGGCGGGUUAAUAAAGGCCUUCUGAAAUGAAGUGAUUUGCGGCGGAAGAGUGAAAUCUGACCCGACGCAAUGAUGAACACUGAAGCGCAGAGGAUAGAGCAAAACAAAACACCGGUCAGGAAUUAGAAGUCUAAAAUAAGAAUUUUUAAAGAGAAAUAUCGGUGGAUUUCGAUAUAAAAGAAGAGGAGCUUGAGUUUGUUGCACAGCCGUAUUUGUAUUCGUAACCAUGAGAAGCGUCUAAACUUACGAUACUCCUACAUCCUGCGUCGUACAUCGCGUCAGUGGGAUACUCAUUUAACGACUUGCACAGUAUGUGUACGGUCGUCUGGCGGAAGCUAGUUAUUUUAGAUUAUAAAGUUGAAACAUGGAUAUUUUUCUUACAAAAACCCAUCGCUUCGCUUCAGAAGGCCUUUAUUAACCUCCUGGAGCCAUAUGGAUUACUUUUAGGAUGGAUGGAUGCACUUUUUUUUGGCUUUAAAACACGCCCCCCAUUCACUACCAUUAUAAAUCUUUGGAGAGCCAGGAUAUUUUUAAAUAUAUCUCUGAUUGUGUUCAUUUGAAAGAAGAUAGUCAUAUACACCUAGUAUGGCUUGAGAGUGAGUAAAUCAUGGGAUCAUAAUCUUCAUUUUUUUGAGGAUACUACUAACCCCUUAAGGAGUAAUUGUCCCAUUAACCCUUAGAACAGAUCCUGAGCUUUAUUAUUUUAAAGAGAUAUUGUGUCUUUGCCUUACGCAUAAUGGAUCAUUUCAUGGAAAAUGUUUGAAAAAAAAGCUUUGGCUUAAAUACUGGCCUUUUAUAAAGAAUCUUAACAUUGACAAAGCAUACAUAACAUUAAAUACACAUACAAACUCAUUUACACAAAUACACGCGGCAAAAUAAAGAUACAGAUUCAUAUAAAAUAAGAAUGUCAGCAAAUGUUUAAUAGGUUAUGACAUCUGUUAUGCUAUGUGUUAUUUAUCGUGCACUGGGUGGUGCUGCUGUCCCGCUAUUUCAAAUAUGCUGGAAUGGGCAGAGACAGACUUUGUGUCCUUGUGUUCUUCCAAGUUCGUUCUUUCCAGUUAUUACUCUGGCAAACUCGGUCUUGAGAAACAGCCUCAGAUGUCCAGCGACUCUCCGGAGGUUAUCAAACGCGUCUCUGCACGCGCUUCCUGGCGACGCGUUACCACGGAGACGGUCGCGUAUACAAAUGGACGGAAAACACCUCGCGAAUCCUUCAGUAUCUUUGUUAAAUCAUGGACGAUACUGUAUUUUAAUAAAAUGACUUAAAACCAUAUAAAUUCCCAAAUAGGUUGACGGAAAUCGUACUAAAUUCGUCUGGUAAGUCUUAAACUGACUGCUUGUUGUAGUUAAGAGUUUGUAUGAUAAAGAUCAAACGUUAAUUUGUCCCAAAUAAUCGACAUUGAUCUUUAUACAUUUGCUGCAUGGAAGCUGAUAAUAGCCUAGUAUUAGUGAUAAAAAUAAAAAUUGCAUUUUAUUUGCAUCUAGCACAAUACAGCUUUAAACAUACACAGAGUAAAGAUAAUAACACAUCAAUACAUAUAUAAAAUGAAUGAAAAUAGAUGAGGAAAAGCCAUUUUGACAUUCAGUGCUUUAAAAACCAAUCCUGCAUCAAUCCAGAUGUGUUUUUGAAGCAUGUCUCUUCAUGUAUAUCAUCAAUUAAUCAUCUAUAAUUUGCAUACACACGCUGUCAUGCUGUUUGUCAGAUGUGUCCUGUCAUCUCUGAUCUCUCAGUGAUGGAUGGUGACAGUGAGGAAAUAAAGGAGCACCUGAGGCUUCAGUUUCAGACUCUUCAAGAGCAACAAGUGCAGCGCAUCCGGAGGAGACUGGAGAUGAAACAGACGGAUAAAGAUAAGACUUCUCCUCUCAGCAGCGUGGACAAUAUCAACCUGAUGGAAGAGGACGGGGACAUGAUGGAUCUGUUCAACGCAAGAGUGAUCCAGAAUGAAAAUGAACAGUUGCAUGAUCGUCUGAGGGAGCUGAGAGACGAGAACGGCCGACUCCACAAACUGCUGAGCGAGAAAGACUUUGAGAUAAAACACCUGAAGAAGAAGAGAGAGGAGGACAGGCUGGCUUUAGCAGGUACUGCUGGUUUGGCAGGAGAUGCAGCGGCAACCAAGAUCGUGGAACUGUCAAAAAAGAAUAGAGAAUUAGCUGCUGAAAUGGAGCGAGAGAAGACCAAAACUAAACAAGCAAACAAUCGGGUCAAAGAACUGGAGAAAGAGCUUCAGGCCACACUGUUACUUAAUCCUGCAAAGACGACAAACAAAAAGCACACUUCAAGAACUGUGAACGACUGUCUUGAGAACAGCCCGGUAGUGAAAUCACUGCAGGAGAAACUAUCUGCAGCCCAGCUCAAAAUGACUGAAUACCGCAACCAGAUCCAGACGUUUAAACAAGAGUUAAAAAUAGCUCACAAGGUGUUGAGCUGUGAGGUGGGUGAGGACGUCAAUAUUCAGCAGAUACUGUGUACCCCAGGAGGCUGGAGAGGCCGUUCUCAGCAGAUCCUCGGCCUUCAGAACAGAGUGCGAGACCUGGAACAACAGCUCAGCCAAUCAUCUCACAGGAAGCAGCUGUGUGACCAAGGCCUUGAAGAGGAGAUCACGAGAAUGGGAGGUUUACCGAAGACACAAGAUAGAAACCUCAGCCACAUCCGUCACAUAGAGAGGGAGAGGAAGGAGGCACUGGAGAAGCUCACUAUGGAUUAUGAAGUUCUGCUUGAAGAGAACUCAGACAUAAAGAAGAAACUGGAGGGCUCCAAAGCCAGGAAUAAAGUGUUGAGCACAGAAGUCAAAGCCCUGAAGAGCCAGAUCAGCACUCUACUGGAUAAGGGCAAACAUGAUGAUGAGCUGGUCGACGCCUUAUUGAAGCAACAGGCGAAGUGGCAGGCCAUGUUCGGUCAUCUCAGCCAGAAAGGGUCCCAGCGUGAGGAGGCUCAGCAGGGCCUGGAGAGGCAGCUGCACAACGAGGCCCAGCAACACGCCUCCCUCAUCCAGCAGCUCAAACUCAUGGUGUCAGAGAAGGAGAACAAGGUCAAAGAGCUGGAGCGGGAGAUCCAGCAGCUCGCCCUUAUGCAGUCGGAGUGUAAAAGCCAACAUAACAUCAGGCCUUUGACAUCACGACAAGAGUCCAACUCUGCCAGAGAUGCUCAAGCGGCCUGUCCAGAGUGUGCUGUUAAAAUCCCGUCGCUCCAGGCUCAGUGUGCGGAGUAUAAGGCUCUUUAUCAAGCUGCAAGUGUGGAGAAAGACAGACUGCUGGAGCUGACCAAAAUACAGCAGACCAGGGAAGAAGAGGCCAAGCGCCAGUGUGUAGAAGCAGAGCAGAAACUCAGACAAGAAUGGCAGCGUUCAGUUUUACUGGAACAGCAGCUGGAGAAAGCCAAACUGGACUUAAGGAAAGAAGCAAUGCAUCGGAGCAGAACAGGAAGCUCGGGCAGCACUCUGAGUCUCCCUGAGAAACAGGAGGGCUCGUCUCCCAGAAGCCUCUCUGCGGUCAGCCGUGAUGCUCAACUCAGUGAACUCAAAGCACAGUUGGCGCUGCAACUAGAAGAAAAUGAAAACUUGAGAACCACUUUGAGGAACACCUUGAAGGAAAAGAAAGAAGACUUGCAAUUCUACAAGGACAUGAUGGCCCAAGCAACACAGAGCUUCCAGCAGGCCCACAGAAAGCCUGAGCAGGGGACCUAGAUGGGACUAAAGAAGGCUCUUUGAUAGCAAACAGAGGACAAAACUGCAAUCAAGGGGACGCUCAGUUUAUAUGUUGCCAAGUCUGCUGUUGACCAAACACACAUUCUACAUUACUUGUUUUAUGGUAUCGAAACUUCCUAGACUACAUCAAUCCAACCAGCAGGUCACAAGAGAUAACAUAAAUGAGAUGAUUCAUGUUUCAGAAACACUUUCUGUUGGAGGAGAAGUUAUGAAUAGAAUAGAAUAAUAAUGAGAACCUGUAAAUAGUAGUUAGAUGCUAUUUAUACUUUUCAUAUUACUUUUUUUUAUUAUUACAAGAUGUAAUAUAAGUGUCUGGUGUGCCCAGAAUGUGUCUGUGAAGUUUCAGCUCAAAAUUCGCCACAGAUCAUUUAUUAUAACUUGUCAAAUUUGCCCCUAUUUGGGUGUGAGCAAAAACAUGUCGUUUUUGUGUGUGUCCCUUUAAAUGCAAAUGAGCUGCUGCUCCCGGCCCCCUUUCCAGAAGAGGGCGGAGCUUUAACAGCUCACGCUUCGGUUGCUCAACAACAACAAAGCUGGAGAAUCUCACGCAGCCAAAAUGAGGAUUGUCAGUAACGGUGUUCAGCCUUACAUUGUUCAAACCGGAGUCGACACUGAUGGAGAGACUCAGGAAGAAGUUACAACUUUUAGAAUGAAACUGGACGUUUCUGAAUGGUUAGUGGAUAAAUUUAUGUAGUUGCUGUGGAGUUGAUUCAACUCAUCCACUAACAUGUGCCGUCAUGUUAAUUUUUUUGUGCAAAUCCAGUGUUGAAUUGACCCUCGUUUGUGAAGCAGUCCGGCGUAAAAUGACGGCAUGACAACAACACUCUACUACAACAACUCUUCCUCUUCUCUAAAGCAGCCCAACAUGGCCUCGCCCCCUUUGUUGUGUGUUCUCAGGGGUGGGGUUUAUGUAAAUUUUGGGGUUUGUGAUGUCACCAACCCAGGAAGAAGCUCAUUGGAUGCUGCCCUAUUGUCCCAGUCCUUAAAGCCCUCACCCUACCCGUUAAGCACUUUAUUUCCACUUUUCGAAUAUUUUCUUCAUUUUUAUUUAAAAUAAAUGCCUCUCUGAGCUGAUGUGCGAUGGUAAAAAAGUGAGAUGAAUGAGUCUGGAAAAAGGAACUCGGUCACAUCGAACUCGGUCACACCACCCGCCUUACUCUCUACACCACUGCUUAUGUUAUCAGACAGGUUUCUUUUGCAAUUUUUCUGGCUCAAUCAGACAACGGUGGGAGGAGUUAGUGUAAAUAGCCUCUGCCAACAAGGUGGGUUAUUUGCACCUAGUGUAAAUAGAAACAUCAUCAAGGUAAACCCAAGUUUUUCUUCUUGGCACUCUAAAGUGGAAACAAACUUCCCUGCCUUUUUUUCUGACGCACAUUGCUCAUUAAUACUUGAUUUGUGUGUCAUGGUGUGAAACCAAAAUGAAAAGCAAAACCAAAAUAAGCUGGCCAGAAUGUGAAACGCCCCCUGCUGAAGCGAUAUGUGUGCAAUGUCUUGACCUCUCUCUUACCGUGUCUCUCUUGUUUACAUUUACCGUAUCAGCCUCAGCAUUCAUGCUGCCAUACUUGAGUUAUUCUCUUUCCUAUGCGGCCGGAGGGGGUUUGAGGCCUCCCCUCCCAGCGCUGCUCCACCACGCUUAAUUUAAACCUGUGGCUGAAGCAGUGUGCUCCUCCUGAAACAGCGCACUAUUUCAUCUUCCCAGAACCCUGAGGGACACUGGCAAGCUCGAGGCUGUUACGAGCGCAAGGACCACAAGACAAAAAUAUCAUCCGGGACUGGAAAUGACGGAAAAAGCAAAAUGCCUUAUUUACGUUGAAGGAAUAAAAAGAACUUUUGAAAUGAGAUUUCAGAUAAGAGAUGUUCAUAAAUAUUUGACGCGACUGAGCUGCAGUUGUAAAGGCUGGUACGGGGCUUUAAAGGGAUAGUUCACAGCAAAAUGAAAAUUCAGUCAUAAUUUGCCUUGUGAAAAAAAGUACAAUUUUAAAAAGAGUACUUAUUAUGGUAACAAUACACUUUAUAAGAAUAUACAUGAGUGUGAACUGAAUGUAAUCUUUUCAGACACUUAAUUGCAUGUUAUUUACAGUUGAAAUUAAAAUGUUUUAUAGUUUAAAUUUAUAUUAAAUGCAAUUAGAUGAACUUAAAAGUGCUUUUUUGACCCACUUAAGUACAUGUUUAUAUGCAAUUACAUAAUUAAUUAUUUGAAAUAUGGUUAAAGUUACUGCUGAAUAUACUGAGAAACAUUUAUGGUCAACUAAAAUAUACCUCAAUGUCAUUUCUAUUGAAACUUGUAUGUUAUGUAUUUAAAUAUAUUUAUAAUUACACAUUUGUAAUAAUGAAAUUGCAAUUUAGUGCAUUUAAAAUAUCUUAAAUGUAAUCUUGAAUAAAACUACUGUUAAAGUAAUUAACACAGUGGUACAUAGCAGUAUAAUAUUACUGCCUUCUAAGAAACCUCAUUUUAUAAAAGGACUCAAGUACAAAAUUAUCUUGUUGUUUUGUGUUUAUGAUUG
Ctenopharyngodon idella (grass carp) is the source of this 12573-nucleotide messenger RNA. RefSeq names its product coiled-coil domain containing 13 (gene ccdc13). The transcript has 14 exons. NCBI's taxonomy places the organism in Eukaryota, Metazoa, Chordata, Actinopteri, Cypriniformes, Xenocyprididae. The record is from RefSeq and is a predicted model, not a curated record. Gene Ontology annotation, cellular component: centriolar satellite. Gene Ontology annotation, biological process: non-motile cilium assembly; cytoplasmic microtubule organization. Bases 8072 to 10051 code for a protein of 659 amino acids.